AUGGUGAAUGAAGGAUUUGGCCCCAACUGUGGUCAGUCGAAAGCCGAAAUCUUCCAAUCAACCGAUAAAAAGAUAGAUCGUUUCGAAUUCAAAACCCUCCUUCUGGAAGGAUUCAGGAUUGUCGCGGUAAACUACCUUGUUAGCUGCUUACAAUGUACUGUUGGAUGGAUAAAACCUCGCAUCGUGCUACUCCAUUUCGGUGCGGCCAUCACAAGCGCCCAACGAAGGGGUGGCAGUGUUGUAGUGAAGGAGGCUGAGCCGCAAAGUCAGCACGAUACAGCACACUUGGUGUAUGUAAAGAAGCCGGGAGAUGAUGGCAACAUUGAUAAGGAGAUAGAUAACGAAAAACUUUCCAGAUUAGAAAACGUAGAAGCAAUCAAAAACUCGACCUAUGAAACUUCUUGUUGUGGUAAAGGAUUCAGAACUCAUUGUUGCACAGAACCUUGA
This is a messenger RNA of Sclerotinia sclerotiorum 1980 UF-70, 447 nucleotides long. RefSeq lists its product with no specific name. The record is from RefSeq and is a predicted model, not a curated record. The transcript has 3 exons. NCBI's taxonomy places the organism in Eukaryota, Fungi, Ascomycota, Leotiomycetes, Helotiales, Sclerotiniaceae. Bases 1 to 447 code for a protein of 148 amino acids.